GGCUGUUUCCUUGCUUUUUCAUCGCUAUGAUGGGGUCUAUCAAAUUUGUAAUGAUAAUGGCGGGCACGCUAUUAUUGGCCACAAACGUAUUGUCUGGGUCAAGCUCUGAGAGAAAGAAAUAUACAUGUACUGACAAGCAGUAUGUCAUUGUCAAUAAUACCAAAUUUAGAUGUUUAGAUUGUAUUCCUUGUGGCCUAGGGAAGGAACUUGUUGUCCCAUGUGAUAGCAUUAUUGGCCCUUAUGUUUCAACUGGAGAUUGUAAACCAUGUGAGCCAGGAUUUUACCAUGACAGAAAAGAUACGAAACAGUGUAAAAAAUGUGAACGUUUUAAGUGUUUUGAAAAUCAAGUGGGGGAGGGAGAAUGCCCCAGUCAAGAAAAUCGGGAUGAAUCGUAUUGUGCUAACAAAUGCAAAAAUGGUUACAACAUGAAUGAAAAUGGCACAAAGUGUGAGCUGGCAAACAAUUCACAAACAAUUAAUGCGACAGAUACACACAACGACACAACAAUGCCAAUCCUAAAGUCUACACCAUACCUCAUAAAACCUAAAGAACAGCCCACAACAAACUCAACAUCUGUAAUAAAUGAUAAUCACUCUGCUGCUAUAUUGCCUGUGAAGUUGAUCAUUGUUGUUGUGGUUUUGCCUUUGGUGGUUCUGAUCUUAAUUAUUGUCUUUGUGUGGAAGCGCAAUUCAAUUAAAGAGUUGUUUAAAAGACUUAGAGAAAAGUUUUGCAACGAGCAAAAUAACGGGAGCAGAAACGAAUAUGAGAUAGAAACGAAGAUUGCUGGAAAUGAAGUCGGAAAAGUGACGAAGAGAGAAAGAAAGAUGAAUCUAUGAAAAUUCUUGAGCAAGCAAAGAAACAAAGUGACGGGGGCAGUGAGAUAGAAACGAAUGAAUUGCUGGGAAAUGAAGUCGAAAGACAAGAAAAGAAGAAUGACGUAGAGAGAAAGAAAGAUGGAGCUGUAAAAAUUCCUAAGCAAGAGGAAGGAAAAACCCAUCCUCCCAAACAAGAAACAUUUUCUGGAUUAAAGGAAAGUACCAGUGUCAUUGAAGCUGAAUGUGAUACGAACACCAGCACACAUCCACCUGUAAUGCAGCCGAUGAACACCAACCCAGGUCCAGGAGAAUCAAAAAUGCAGAAUUCACCACAGCUCAGUGUGAACCUCUCAGUCACUGCAGCCGUCACUGUGAAUGGAGUCUAAAUUCAGUGUGUACUAUGCGAGGCUUAGUCUUAGAUUUGUCAAUGAAGGUUGAAACAUUCGAACGUCACGUCUUAACCUCCUGCUGUAGUCCUGGGUUCCUGGCCAAGCAAGAGACAGGGUGUCUAAAAGAAAACGAAAUCGCUAUAUAAUGAUUCUAACGAUUUAAUUUCCAGAGGAGUUAUUUAGCCUUUUAGCCAAUCUUUUUCACUAUGUUAUCGCGGCUAGGCGAGGUGAAAACUGCAUAUAAUGAAAGACUAAUCAAGUUAAGCCUUUGAUGUGAUGCACUUUUUACCUCGUUUAGCCGGUGUCCUAGGAAAUUUGGUCCCCCUCUAAAAAACAUAGUUUACCUUACCAUUUUAGAGCUAGAGAACCGUUAAGUGUAUAAAAGUUUUAAGUGUAUAAAAGUCUAUCUAGCUGUACUCUUGUUUGAGUUACAACUUACAAACAACACUGACGGAUUUUGUAUGGUGCAUGUUUUCGUGUUUGCCGAUUGUUUUUAACGUUUUUAACUUUUAUGCAAAUUUGUAUUAAUUACUCCCUAAAUGUUAGCCGCAUGCACAUAUUAACACUUUCACCAACGCAUGUUAUCAUCGCUUGCUAAUAAUGUGUGGUUGUUAUUCUGACCGGCGAAUUUUAUACUAGGUUCAGAA
Dendronephthya gigantea is the source of this 1851-nucleotide messenger RNA. RefSeq lists its product as uncharacterized. The transcript is spliced from 7 exons. The record is from RefSeq and is a predicted model, not a curated record. Bases 833 to 1201 code for a protein of 122 amino acids. Lineage: Eukaryota; Metazoa; Cnidaria; Anthozoa; Malacalcyonacea; Nephtheidae.